AUGGCUUCCUCGGGGGUCAACGUCUUCCGGUGGAGCGCUCUCGCCUUCGGCGUCUUCUAUGGCUUCUCGCACCAAUCCGCAAUCUACUCGUCCGACAAGAAGGCAGCGGCGCAGCACGAAUGGGACCGCAAGGUCAAGUUAAUAGACGAUGCCAAGGCCAAGUACGCAGAGAAGAGCCGGCCAGGCUCUGGUGAUGGAGUCAUAACAAACCCCGAAGACCCCAAGUUCGACCUCGAAAAAUACCUCAACAAAGUCUCCAAGGAGAGCCCGUAG
Messenger RNA from Neohortaea acidophila, 273 nucleotides. RefSeq names its product ATP synthase E chain-domain-containing protein. The transcript has 3 exons. Gene Ontology annotation, molecular function: proton transmembrane transporter activity. The coding region runs from base 1 to 273 and encodes 90 amino acids. Lineage: Eukaryota; Fungi; Ascomycota; Dothideomycetes; Mycosphaerellales; Teratosphaeriaceae. The record is from RefSeq and is a predicted model, not a curated record. Gene Ontology annotation, biological process: proton motive force-driven ATP synthesis.